Molecule: messenger RNA, 8899 nt
Organism: Cryptotermes secundus
Lineage: Eukaryota; Metazoa; Arthropoda; Insecta; Blattodea; Kalotermitidae
Product: Na(+)/H(+) exchange regulatory cofactor NHE-RF2
Exons: 3
Coding region: 482-1282 (266 amino acids)
Biological process (GO): protein localization to plasma membrane
Cellular component (GO): apical plasma membrane
Molecular function (GO): nucleic acid binding; protein-membrane adaptor activity; protein binding
Source: RefSeq, a predicted model, not a curated record
UGGUAGAUAAUAUGAGUAGUUACCAUAUUCCUGAAGCACAUGCUUUGUUCUUGCUAUAAAUAAGCCUUCACCAGUUGGCAUUCAGUUUCAUUGGAAAUUUUUGAACCAUUUUACUUAAUGACAGAUUUAAUUAGUUAGAAUUUUGACUGCAAACGAGAAAUGAAGUUAAGUUUUAAAGUGGUAACUACAUCCAACUACAGGGAGAUCAAAAAGUUGCGCACAUCAGACUAAAACUUGUUAUAAAUUGUAUUGCAGUUAAUGUAAUUAAUUAUAUCUCCUACCGCUAGAUGGUGCUAUAGGAGUACUAACAAUGAGUAGAAACUCCAUCUAUCAUGUAUCGGUCAUACGACGUCUGCAGUGUAGCUUUGUUCAUUGCGUGACAGACAUGUCGUUUUCCCAUGAGUAACAAUUUUUCAUUGUGGAACAUUAUUUUGAUCGGGUUUUCUUCACUGACGAAGCGUGGUUUCACCUUAGUGGCUACAUGAACAGUCAAAACAAUAGGAUUUGGUCAUCUGAAAAUCCACAUAUGUUACAUGGAAAGCCCUUGCAUUAUCAGAAAAUUGGAGUUUUGUGUGCUGUACCACGUCAAAUAGUGGGCCCAAUUUUCUUUGAAACAACAGUGAACAGUCCAGUAUACCAAGACAUCAUUACACAGUUUAUUGUGCUUCUUGAAGUUGAUGAACGUGAGUGUUGGUUGCAGCAAGAUGGUGCCACAUGUCACACUUCUAAUGAAGCCAUGCAGUUCUUGUGCGAGUUUUUCCGUGACCGCCCCAUUUCUAAAGGAUUGUGCCCCCCACGUUCCUCCAAUUUGUCACCUGCAGAUUUUUUUCCUUUGGGGUACCUCAAAGGAAUUGUCUAUAAAAACAAUCAGCAUACACUGGAUGACCUCAAGAAGAACACUAUGACGGCGAUUAACAGCAUCAGUUUACAGGUGCUCCACAAAGUGGCCUCAAACAUGACCCAGCCCGAGAAACUGUCAUACAAAAGUAGCAGUACUGGUACUACUCCGUCAAGUGAGCGAAAACAUGAGCUUGGCUACAGUACAGAACUCCAGGUUGAUUCUGCUGAUGAGGGACUUUCAUCUGUUGAAACAAGUCCAAGACCCCCUCCUAGCAAUGGAAGCAACAACGAUACCUUAGACCACAACAAUCGAAAUAGCACCCUUAACCUGAACAUGACUGCUAAGGAACUCCGUGCUCAGUUGGCAUCUCGUAAGAAGUAUGAUCCUAAGAAAGAGUCUAUGGACUUCAAGAAGAAAUUUGAUAUUGUUCAGAAAUUGUGAAAUGUGUUUUCAUUGUCUGUAUUAUUAGGAAUAAGAGAAUACCAAUUCUGGGUAUUAUGCAUAUACAUAUAUAUAUACAUAGCAAAGUUUCGUACUACUAGAUAGAAACAAUAUUGUGCCUUCUGUAGUAGUACUUACCUGUCUGAAAUGCAUAAGAUAGCCGUCCAUGGUGCAGCAGGUCUGUAGUAUUUUGUUACUGUAUUAAUUUUUUCAGUAAGCUCUAACAUCAUACAGCACACAUUGUGCCAAACCACUUUAGAACACAAGUUUAGCAUUGUAGUUAUAAAACUUGUGUAGUUUUAUGAAGUAUUUCAGGUGGCACAAGUUAUGGGAUGGGUCUAAUUCUUGUGAAUGCUGUAGUUAUAAAUAUAAAAUUAAGUAUGUUACUAAUAAUAAAUAAUUUACAUUCCAGUACUUUUACCGUGUGAUAAUGUGUUAUUUACACUGUAGAAAACUGUUCUAUAAAAUACCCAUAGAUUGUAAGAUAACCAUAAAUAUAUAUAUAUAGUGCCUUCCCUGUAGCUGUUAUCUGUUUAGUAUUUUGUAUGUAACAAGACAUGAAGCAUAGAAGGUGCAUAUAUUUUUAAGUAUUCUGUAAUUAAUUUCAUUAGAUAUCAGUGAAGUUCAUCUACAGAAUCAUUGCAUGUGCUAGUUAGUAUUCAUGUUAUUAGAGUAGUAUUUGGCCAGUUUGUUGUCACUUGUUUGAAUAGUGGCAUCACCAAAGGAGUUAAUUGCUGAAUGUGAAAAUAUUUUUCAUGUGCACUGUCUGUAUGAGAGUCAAAGUAUUUUUAGUCCACAUUUACGUUGCAUUCAAAUGACUUUCUCAGCCCCCCCCCCUCCAAUACACUAUUUAGAUCUGCAGGCAUUUCAGUUAUAAUUCUGUUGUGUGCUGUUCUUCAUCUGCAGAAAUGGGGUGGAACCAGUAGCUGUGUAGUAAUCUUGAUUUGAACACAUUAAUAACAGUUAACAUCCCAUCUGAUAUGCCCAGUUUUUUAUACUCUUUCUUUUCCACUUAUAAUGCAACAAAUUAAUAGCAUUAAUACACGUUUAAUUCAUACAAUGAUCAUUAAAUGUAUAAAAUAAUAUUAAAAUAUACACAUGUGGUUGUUAUGCUGCUAUGUGUUUCGGCCUUUCAGGGCCUUCUUCAGGCCACACUUAUUUAAGAAUUCUGAUUCAUUGUACACUAAUCAUAUAGUAUUCUUAAGAUGUGUCGUUGAUGUUCCUUCAUAUCGUUAUGAAUUGUGGUUGUUUCUAUGUCAUAUAAGAUAUGUUGUUUUUCAUUGUGCAUAUCAAGUGUUGCAUUGAAUUUCUUGUAUACAAUUCAUUUGUGUCAUAUUAGAUGUGUUGUUUCUCCUUGUAUACAAGGAACGCAAGGCAACACUUGAUCCAUCUUAUAUGAACAGCCGCAAUUCAAGAUGUGAAGGAACAUCAGUUGAAAUAUCUUAAGAAUACAUUACAUGAUUAGCAUACAGUGAAUUAGAAUCCUUAAAGUUGUGUUGCCUGAAGAUGAGCUUGUAAGGCUGAAACAUAUAGCAGCAUAACAUGUGUAUGUAUAUUUUAAUAAUUUUAAUAACAUUUUAUACAUUUAACAAUCAUUGUAUGAAUUAAAUGUGAGUUAAUGUUAUUUUGUUGCAUUAUGGACGGGAAAAUAAAAGGACUAUAAAAGGUACAUCAAUGCAACAAGAUGCUGAAAUAUAAUAUUAUGUCCAUUCUUUUUGGCAUUGACGAAAUACUCGCAAGAGUAAUCCUUUGAGACUCCUGCAGUUUUAAGAUCUGAAGCAUUCCUGUGUAUAUACUUUCUCAUAAUGUUUCAUUGAAGAUAACAUUCCUCAACAAUUCUAAAUGAAAUAGUUGUUUUUGUUCUGAAAAGUGACUUUCCAUAACCUUUCUAUGCUGAUUUAAAAAAAUGUCAAUGAUUUUGUACUGCAAUGUAAGAAUUUUUGUUACAACUUAGGAGAAGUGAUAAAUGCAUUUUCUGUUAUUUGAUUACAUUUAUUUAUCAUGUUACAGUAAGUCAGUCUUUAAUCUACUGAAAUGCUCAAACACAAAAAAUGAUGAUAAUGAAGAAUACACAAAAGAAUGUUCUUUGUUCUUUUAUCAUCAUGUGCCAUGCCAUCAGCAGUAAUUUGCUGUCUUGUUGAUAUUCUGCCUUCCCUGAUAUCUGUUCUCCAUUUUCAUUAUGUUCUGGUGAUGUAUUUCACCUUGUUCAUGACUGAAACCACCGAGAUUUUAGAGAAAUAGUCCAGGUGUGAGUGUAAGAAAUGAAACUUCAUAAUCAUAUUACAGCCUGCCUAAAUUUAUUGAACAUGUUUUCAACAAUAAUUUUAUAAUGUGUGUCUUUUUUUCCUGACAAAUUUGUGAAUAAUACUUUUUAGACCAAUUGCAUUUGCCUUUCAACAUGUCUGAUUGUUCUUUGAAAGUUAGCUUCCUGAUCUGUGCCUCAGAGAAAACUUUGCCUGUAACUUUUUCAUGAAUGAGCUGAAAAUUCAUUGCACAUGUGCUUGAAACAGUUGCCUCUUUAGCUGCUUACCAACAUGCCUGUAGCUAAGUUUUUUUUCAGGCAGUAAUGCUUCUUGUAUUUUGGGAGAUGCCUGGGACAAUGGCUGUCAUACCCCACUCCCCUCUUUUUUUGUGGAGUCCUUCCAGGUGAAUGCUGGGUUAGUACAGCAAACUGCUGUUAUGUGGUAUGUAUGCAGAGUGUGGUCUGCCAGUUUCAUGAGAAGAACUCUUAACAGAAAUCCAAUUCAAAUCCAAAUCCUUUUCACUUUCCCCCCCUGUUACAAAAUCAGAACACAUUUUCGUUUUAGUCCUUGCAUGGGGUCAUCAUGCAGUAUAGAAGAGGUAGAUGGAUGAAAGGUUUUGUAUAUGCUCGUAACACUGUCACAGAUUCAACUAGGCUGUACUGUAAUGACAUGUCAUUGCAUAUUGUAAUGGGACCUGCAUGAAGGAGGACAAUGGCCAGUACUGCUAAUGGCUAUCAUGUGAUAGAUGGAUAUAGGCACAUCACGACAUUGUUCUUGAAGUCACCUUAUAAAAAUGGUAAAUUAUCUGUAAGACUUUUGUUGAUUGCAAAAGAAUUGCUUGUAUAACAGGUAAUUGGAAGUUAACUGUGCCUGAAAUAGGCUAGCAAUGACUGCUUUUGACAUCCUUUGCAAUUGAUCAUUUAUUUGAUAGCCUGCCAUGUGGCUGUAUUUUCUGAACUUUAGAGAGAGUUUCUAAAUAAACUGUAAUCAGGCUGCUUCAUCAAGUCCAGUUUUAUAUGCUGUAAAGACAACAGAUUUUGUUUGUAAAAGUGAAACUUUCAGGUGCAAUGUUUUUCAGUCCUAACAUUAAACUGACUCUGAAUGGCUGCUGUUCCUUUGUCCUUCAUGCACUGCUAUUGCAUUCCCACAUAAUUAUAUUCUAUGUAAUUAGAUUGAUGUUGUUGAUGCAGCAUACUUUCUCUGCCAAGUGUUCACACAUGUUCUGUAUAUUUAUCUUCCUUAAGAAGAAAUUUAAGAUUCUUUUGGCAUUUUUCCCGGUGCACAGAAUAUCUGUUACUAUUGUUAAGAAUGCUUGUCAAGCUUCUCUUGGAGGAAUUAGUGAAAAACCCCCUGUGCCCUUGGCUGAUAAGGCAUAGCUUUAAGCCAAUUAUUGUGACAGCAGUGUUGCAAAAGAUGAGCGAACCUUCCUGCAGAAAGUAUGGGGAACAGAUUCCUGCUCACAAUUUCUAUACCAGUAAUCUGUUUCACCCAAAGGAAAGUUUCAAUUUCUGUGAAAAGUUGUGGACCUAAACUUGUUUCUCAGCGUAGUUACAAUAAAUAAUAUGUUCUGUAUAUCAGCAUUUGGUAAUGAACAUAACCAUUUCUAAAAUCUGUUGUGGAAAAGGUAUAGGCACAUUUGGUCCUUGAACAUUGGGUUUUAUUGCAGAUGGAAAAUGUGCAACAUUUUGUGUGAACAUGAAUAACUAUUAUCCCCAUGAUUUCUAGGGUUGUGCCAAACUAUAGGAAUACUAAGGGGCAUAGAUGUUUACCAACCUUCAGGCUAACAUUUCAGUACCUGAAUGUAAAUGCAUCAAACUGUCUGUAAAGCCCUUGAUUUGUUUUAGUCCUGAGUUUCAUUCCAAAGUAUGCAUAUGAGUAAUGCAUUUUUUUUUUAUUUAUUCUGUGAUCUUAAUGCCUCUGUAUCUUUACAACUAAGAACACACAUUUAUUUCCAAACAUGUUUGGACUGUUAAUAGACUACAUUGUUGCUAUUUCAUCAUAAAAGCUUGUGGAAAUAAAGAGUAUCAACACAAAGGGAAAUGGCUGAGCAGAAAAGAACAUCUCAUGAUCUACUGUCUGGAACACAGUACAGGGUACUUGAAAACAGUCAGUCAUGACUGCUGUUCAGCCUUGUAUCCUGUUGGCUGGCAUAAGUCAUGGUGUUGCUUGAAUUUGAACACACCAGAUAACCUCAGCCAGUGGCUCAUAACAUUUUCAUAUAAAUUAUGUUGGAAUUUGAACAUACAAAUCAUGCAUGUGUGAAUAUAUAAUCUUAAAGAGUAGCAUAUCACCAUUGCAUAUAACAUGAUGGACAUAAAUGGAUGUCAGUUCAGCAUGAUAUGACUGGUAUAAAACAAGUAUAAUUCUCCAACAUGCAAAUUCAUUGCAAAUACAUAUAAUAUAUGCAACUGAAUUUCAGCUGAAGAUGCAUAUUGUGUUCCUUGGGAAUUUGUGAUAUUGAGACCUCCCUAUAUAGACUACAUGCAGUUUUAACUCUUUAUCUUGCUCAUAACAGAUCACAUGCAUAUUAUCAUUUCUUAAAACUAAUGAUAUACUACAUACUUGGAGCAAAAUUGCCAGUGUUCAAGUAAUGUUAUUUUCCAGAUGAUACUGUAUGAGUGCAAGUGUUGAAAAGUUAGAAUUGUGGAUGUAAGAAAAAUACAAAAACCCAUCAACUGGUAACUGAUGUUUCUUCAUAUUUCCCCUCUGAAGAUUGUCUCCCAUAUUUGUAUAAAUUUGUAAAAGAAGUUUCAUUAUUUUUUACAAGAGGAAAGUGGGAAUGUUUGAUUAUGAUUUUCCUUCAUGCAAAUACACAACAUUCCAUUAGCACAUUAUGUUUUUUCUUGUGUUGUUUCUUUUGAAAGUUUUUAAACUUUAACCAACGUUUAAACUUUGGAGGGGGGUUAUGUAAUGUUUAAAUGCUCAUGUGUAGAAUGGAAUAUUUGUCCUCUCAAUUUUGAUUUAUUCUUUAUGUACCUGUACAAGUGGCAUUCAUGCAAAAUAUUUGACUUGCAGGUAGUGAUAAAACAUAUCGUGUGGGGUGACAUGCCUGUUUUGUGCUGGUUGUAGUAAAUUUGUAAGGAAUAAUACAGGUAUGAAAAAUGCUACAGUUUCUUUAUAUUGUGACAGUAAUCGCCUUCAUAUUGCUAAAGUACCUUAAGUAAAUUGCAGUUUGCCUGAUAAUAUUUCUUCAUGUAAUGUUUAUGUAGCACAGGGCACAACACAAAAUGUUUACAUGAAAAUGUUUAAAAAAUAAUUAUUUUAAUGUAAUGAAGUUUACAGAAUCUAAUGCAGGAUUUCUUGAGAAAUGUCUUUGAGUUAAGCACAUGUUCAGUAUGCCCACCAUUUUCUUAAGCAAUUUCUUGAAGGUGACCAGCGUUUGUAAUGACAUCUUCAGAUCUCCAUGCACAACUGGAGAGUCAUGGCUGUUAGGUCCAUGAGAUUACCAGCUUUCUUUGAGGGCAGCUUCUCUAUCUUGAAACCCCACAAGAAGAAAGUCUUAUGGAAUAGAGUCUGGACUAAGUCAUGGUCAAAAGCACCGACAAUUAUGAUGUUUGGGAUACUGGUGAGAGAUUACAUGAUGGCCAGAUACUGAGCAAAAAAAAAUCACAUUUGUAAAGUAUGGCUUGGUUCUGUGUCGCAUAAACCAUUUGGCACCUAUAGUCAAGCUGAGACCACUGUUUCGUUGAUGAAAGAAAGUAAACCAUUGACAAAGCGCCUCCUGUGGUCAUUCCCACUGGGCAUUCAAGAAUGUUUCUGAUUCUUUAACUGCCUUCCUGCUCAAAGUGGUGCAACAAAUGAAGUAUGGUUUUUCAUGCAAGUGCUCAGAUUCCAGUGAAAGCCUGAAGUUUUCUGUGGAUAGCAGUAACAUUCUUUGUUACAGUAAACAAAAAUACAACUUGGCCUUGUGCUUAAACGUAAGAUGACCAUGGUCAGCCAUUGUGUCAGCUAUUUUAAGCAUAUGAGCACUAGUGCACAACAAAUUAGCUGCGAGAUCUCAUUACAAUCCAGGAAUUACUACAGAUUGUCACAAAAUUUUGAACAUUUUGAGUAGUUAUCUCUAUUGUCUGCAUCUUGUUACGUGCUACAGUGUUUUUUUUUGGCCAUCAAAACAAAUUUUUCAAACAAAAAAAAAAACAAUGUCACUUCACUAACAUUGGUGUUAUUUUAAUAUCUGCUACAUGUUUUGAUCCACGUUUGGAUCAUCAGGCAGUUUCUUAAAUAUGUCACUUGUUAAUGAAUUGUCCUAAUAUGGAUAUAUUAUUAUUAUAAUAAAAACAGUUUAUUUCUAUAUCUCAUCAUAACACAUGUUGGUAUUUUGAUAUUAUAGUUAACCUUAAGGCUAAAAUUAUUUAAGUUAGUGUUUGUGUCUUGUUGAUACAAUGUGGGUGUCCGUGAUGCUUGUCAUAUGUUAGAAGGCAAUAAUGUCUUCUGGGAUUCAUUGCUAAUGUUUGUUUUAUCUGAAAGUAAAUUAACGUGUACUGUUAUAAUCUGAGUUAUGAUUAAUAUGUACUUACAUUGUAUGGUGUGGAUGAUUUCUUUUGUAUUGUUGUUAUUAGUUCUGUAUGUAUUUCUUCCUGAUUUUCUUAUGUAGUAUUGUGAUUAAUAUGCUGUAAUGAGGGUGGGUAAUUAUAGUUAUCUUUAGGGCUGCUAUUAAAAUUUAGAUUUAUAUCUCACCAGAAUGCUAAAAUUGUAUCUCACCAGAAUGCUAAAAUUGUGCCGAUUAAUUAAUAUGGAUCAAUAUUGUGACAAUUCAGUAACAAGCAAUGUAUUUAAGAAACUGCCUAAUGAUGAUCAAAACAUGUAGUGGGCACUAAAAUAAAACCAAAGUUAGUACAGUGAUAUUGGAUUGGUUUUGUUUGAAAAAAAAAUUGUUCUGUUGACAGCCAAAAAACACAUUUGAGUAAUUGGUUGUGUUUCAUUUGCUGUUAGAAAUGUGUCAACAUUUUGUGCAUAUCCCUGUAUAAGAUUAAAUUUAUGUAAGGAUGCAAAUAUUUUUAGUGCAUUAUAGAGAUAAGGGAUGAUUUUGUGUUGCACAUAUUUUUCUGUUUCUAAGUCUCUAAAUCAUAAACAGUGAACUUUGUUGCAAAUUCUUGUUGCCAGCAGUUCAUAAUAUCAUAUACAUAGUUCUUGUAGAAGUUUUAUGACUUAUUUUUGCAAUAAAGUUCUUCGGAGAUUAUUUUAUAAAGGUAUAUUACAUUGCUAAUAUAGAUAAUAUUCUUUUAAGAGGAAUCAGUUAGUGAAGAAAGUUCUUAUCAUUGAGGUGUCUGUCUAUUUUCAUAAAAUUGAUUACUUAAAAAUCAUGUAAAUGAUUGUUUUACUGUGAACUUUUUCUAAUAUACUGUACAAUGGUAAUAAAACAUAUUUACCCACA